CUGGUUGAAGACCAUACAGUGGGAGCUAACAGGAAAUGUGUUCCUAAAAUAGUCCACUUAAAGCAAACAAUUUUAAAGCUGCUACACCUGAUGCACAUAUACCAGAACGGCACGUUCUGCCUUGUUCCCUACUACUAUGUUUGUGUCAUUUUCAUGGGUCAUUGGUUUAUUUGUAUUCAGAAUGGUCCACCCAUGUAACAUCUGGUCAGUGAGGCUAUUAUAAAGUCCUUUUCCACUGCUGAGUGGGGUCGAGAGUGGUGAGUUUAGUAAUUGUUUACCCACAAAGGUGUAGCUCUUAAAAUGGCCAGAAUAACAAAAACAAUACAUCUUUUCUGUAACUGAAAUUCUAAUGUACGUUUCAAGGAAUAUAACAGGCUUGCUUAUUAGUAUACCAAAUUACAAACUGUGUGUGCUGUUACUCAUUCAGCAUACUAUUUUGCAUGUAGGAUGCAGUUUUAGAUUUAGCCACUGGGUUUAGGAACAGCUGUACUGUGUAUUACAGUAUUGGGGAUGAUCCAGAUGAUCCAGUAUUGGGGAUGAUCCAGAUUUCAUAAUAAUGAGGUUAAGGUGUAGGUCAGUUUUAAAUCAUGUUGCUUGUAAAACCUUCAUUACCUGCUGAGUACCUGUUUUUUGUUAAACACAUACUGACUGAAUGAACAACAGUCUCUAGCCAUAUCUAAGACUACGAUCUUUAACCAAGCCAAGAUGAAGCGGAAGAACUCCAGGACUAGAUUACUGUUAACACAAACCAUGCUGAUUCAGCUUCACUGCUCUUUAUAAUGUGUAAAAAUUCAUUAAUUCUUUACCUAUAUUUAGUCCGUUAACCUGCUGUGUCUUUUGUUUUUUGUUUUAUUUAUUUCUUUUUAGCCUGAACCCACUGAGGAAGACAUUGAGAAGAACCCUGAGCUAAAAAAGUUGCAAAUCUAUGGCGCCGGACCCAAAAUGAUGGGCCUUGGCUUAGUGGCGCGAGAUAAGGCUAGGAAGAAAGACGAACUUCCUCAGACUGUGAUAGUUAAAGACAACAGCGGUGUUAAAGAAGAAUCCGGGGAGAUGUUAAUCACAAAGUCAGACCCAGACAUCCCUCCUCCGCCCCCAAACCUCAUUAUAAAGAGCGAAGUGAAGAAAAAGGAGGAGGAGGAGCUCAGUCCAAUUAAGCCCAACGAUUCUAGUACAAACGAACCCUGCACCAAGAUGACCAUGAGGCUUCGGCGAAACCUCAACAACCCGCAGUUUGUGGACUCAUUUGUGUGCCGCAUGUGUGGCCGUGGGGACAACGAUGAGAAGCUGCUGCUGUGUGAUGGUUGCGAUGAUAAUUACCACACUUUCUGCCUACUGCCCCCACUCACAGACCCACCCAAGGGCAAUUGGCGCUGUCCCAAAUGUGUGGCAGAGGAGUGUAAGAAACCCACAGAAGCGUUCGGUUUUGAGCAGGCCACGCGAGAAUACACAUUGCAGAGUUUUGGCGAGAUGGCUGACGCGUUUAAGGCUGAUUACUUCAACAUGCCAGUUCAUAUGGUGCCGACAGAGCUGGUUGAAAGGGAGUUUUGGCGGUUGGUUAGUAGUAUUGAGGAGGACGUGACUGUAGAAUAUGGAGCGGACAUUCACUCAAAAGACUUUGGCAGCGGCUUUCCUGUCAACAACGGCAAGAAACAUUUGACAGAGGAAGAAGAGGCAUAUGCACACAGUGGCUGGAAUCUGAAUGUGCUGCCAGUGUUGGAGCAGUCGGUAUUGUGCCAUAUCAAUGCCGACAUCUCAGGUAUGAAGGUGCCGUGGUUGUAUGUGGGCAUGGUGUUCUCAGCCUUCUGCUGGCACAUUGAGGACCACUGGAGCUACUCCAUUAACUACUUACACUGGGGGGAGCCCAAAACAUGGUAUGGUGUUCCAGCAAUAGCAGCAGAAAAGCUGGAGGAAGUCAUGAAAAAGCUCACUCCUGAACUGUUUGAGUUCCAGCCAGACCUGCUCCAUCAACUUGUAACAAUCAUGAACCCUAAUAUACUCAUGGCUCAUGGAGUACCGGUUGUGCGUACCAAUCAGUGUGCAGGAGAGUUCGUCAUCACGUUUCCUCGAGCCUAUCACAGUGGAUUUAAUCAGGGAUAUAACUUUGCUGAAGCUGUCAACUUUUGCACUGCAGACUGGCUGCCCACAGGGCGCUCCUGUAUCGAGCAUUACCGUCGUCUUAGGCGUUACUGCGUAUUCUCUCAUGAGGAGCUCACGUGCAAAAUGGCUGCUUGCCCGGAGAAGCUGGACUUAAACCUGGCUGCUGCCACACAUCGGGAAAUGUUUAUUUUUGUACAAGAGGAAAGGAAACUGCGCAAGGCUCUGCUGGAGAAGGGUAUAACCGAGGCAGAACGGGAGGCGUUUGAAUUGUUACCGGAUGAUGAGAGGCAGUGUGACAAGUGCAAGACCACCUGCUUUCUCUCUGCCCUGGCCUGCACCAACUGCCCCGAGCACCUGGUCUGCCUCUACCACACACAAGACCUCUGCUCCUGCUCCACAGAGAAACUCUACCUCAGGUAUCGCUAUACUUUAGACGAGCUGUUGGCCAUGCUGCACCGGCUGAAAGUUCGGGCUGAGUCUUUUGACUCCUGGGCUAACAGAGUGAAAGAAGCCCUAGAGCAAGAAGAGGGCAACAAAAUAGGCAUUAAAAAUUUGGAGGAACUGAAAGAGGAGGCAGUGGAGCGCAAGUUUCCAGACAACGAGCUGCUCCAGAGAUUAACAUCUGUACUGGCUGACGCCCAGAAGUGUCAGAGCACAAGUACAGAGCUUAUUAAUGGCAACCAGAAGGCCAAGAUGAGUCUGCAGGAACUUCAGACACUUGUGGAAACCAUGCAAAACCUUCCUUGUGUCAUAGAACAGCUGACUGAAGUGCAGGCUGUUCUACAAAAGAUGGAAGAGUUCGAAUCACGUGCCCAGGUUGUCCUAAGCAGCAAUGCUGGCGAGUGGAAACAUUCCUCCCCUGCUCCAUCGAAAGAGGAGGUCCAGACUCUGCUGGAGGAGGGACUUGCUCUGCCGGUCGUGGUUCCAUCGUGUCAGCACCUGUCGGGUCUGCAGGAGCAAAGACGCUGGCUGGAGCAGGUGCGCCGGACGAUGAAAACCGGAGGUGGCGAUGUCACUUUGGCCGUGCUGAGAAACCUGAUGGAGGUCGGCUGCAGCAUUCCACAGAGCGUCAGCGUCGAGACGGCGAUGGCAGAGCUGCAGGAGCUGUUGACCAUUGCUGAGCGCUGGGAGGAAAAGGCUCAAAUCUGCCUCGAGCACAGGCAGAAGCAUCCUCUCUCCACGCUGGAGGCUAUAGUUAACGAAGCCCAGCUGAUUCCGGUGCAGUUGCCCAACAUCCUGGCCCUGCAGGCUUGCCUAAGUCGUGCCCGUGCUUGGGUCACUGACCUAGAGGAGAUACAGCAGAACGGAGAGCACUACCCAUGUCUUGACGAUCUUGAGGGUCUGGUGGCAAUCGGCCGCGACCUGCCCGUGUGGAUGGAGGAGCUGCGGCAGCUUGAGCUACAGGUGGCCAGCGCUCACUCCUGGAGAGAGAAGGCCAGCAAGACCUUCCUAAAGAAGUCCAGUCAGCACAGCCUGCUGGAGGUUUUGUGUCCAUGUGUGGAGAAGAGAAAGAAGAAGGAGGAGGAUUCAAGUUCAGAAGCAGACACUGAUGUUAAUGUUUUGGGUCUCACUGCUCAGGACCUCAGAGACCCAGGAGCAAUUGUGAUGGCGUUUAAAGAGGGAGAGCGGCAGGAGAAAGCGGCUCUCCAGCGUCUACGGCAGCUGAACCUGGAAAAGCCCGGUGUGGACAGCACCAACAAGGACGUUAAAAAAGAGCAGCGGUGGAGUGACUCAAUGGACACGGACACGUCGCUGCCCUUAGAAAAAGUCCCACACCAGAAUGGCGGCACCUCCCCUUCUCACAAAGGCAGCCAAUCGGUGUGCGUGUGUGGUGGCCAGCCUAACUCCCUGCUCCACCGCUGCCAUCUGUGCAGAGACUGGUUCCACGGGAGCUGCGUGCCCUUUCCGUCGCUGCUCGGCCCUGCUGACGUACCGCUCGUCAACCCGCUCUGUUGGUGGGACUGGGACACGCGUUUUCUGUGCCCGCGGUGUCAGCGGACCCGGCGCCCACGGCUUGAAACCAUUCUAGCAUUGCUGGUCGCGCUGCAGAAGCUGCCUGUCCGGCUCCCGGAAGGCGAGGCGCUGCAGUGUCUCACUGAAAGAGCCAUCAAUUGGCAGGGGCGGGCCAAACAGGUCCUGGACACUCCAGAAGUGCAGAAGGCCCUGGAGAGGCUGCAAGAACUGAAAACAAAUUUAAGCAGGGAGAAGACCGAGCAGGAGGAAAAGAAAGGAAACGUGGAGGAUGUAAUCGUGUUGUCGGACUCUGAGGAGCAGGAUGAUGGAGUGAUCGAUCUGACUGAGGAGAGCAACUCGAAGAAGAGUAACGGCGGGAACGCUGCUAAUGGCAUACAGUCGGGCUGUGAAAAUAGCAUUGAAAGUGUAACAGGUGUGGAGUCUCUAGCACCAGUGGUUCCACAACUUAAGGGGUGUGUAAUAGAACUGGCCCCUUCAACCAGAGCUCAGUUAGAAGAGCUGCAGCUAGAGGGAGACCUGCUAGAGGUUACUCUCGACCAAACACAAACCAUCUACCGACUCCUGCAGGCUGCUUCUCUACCACCACAACAGGCUUUACACACACUCAUACAGAUCGAGCUGCAGGAGCAGACGCGCUCAGGUCGCAGCAGCAGGACGAAAGAUUCCAAAAGAAAGAGGAAAGGUCAAAAAGAGGGCGGAGCCAAGUGUACCGAGCCCUCGGAGUCCAAGAAAACCCGACCUGUUAACCACAUGCCUGUACAGCUUGAGCAAGAGGUUUUGUGAUGACUUGUGUUAGGAACUGGUAAAGAGGAAAACGAUGGAACGGAGAGUCUCAGAGUUCAGAAAAUCACAGUGGGCCAAAGACGUACCCAGACAGCAGAGGUUUUAUGGACAUUGGCUCUAAGUUCACACACUGAUAUUUUUUUGCUUCAUGGACACUCCUCCAUUCAGCAUAGCGCUACCGUUAAAAACCACACUCCCUUCUGUUUCCAGUUGGCAUUAGCAUUAUGUUUUCUUUCUUUUACAUAUUCUGUCUCUCCAUUGCUGUUUAUUAAUGUGCUAAUUACUUUAAACCACGCCCUUCUAUCUGCUGCUUUACAGUGGGCACAACUGAGAGUUAGCCACACCUCCUGCUGUCCUUCUGUCUGUACCAUUUAACUGUACCACCUUAAAUGCCAACUCGCUGUCCCUCAUAAUGACACACACUUCAGCUAUACAGACACACACACACGAUGGUUUGAUGGUGUUGGAGCUGUAAACAGAAAUGUGGCCCGGGUGCCAUGAUAAUACUUGUAUUUUCAAUGUAUUAAGUCUUGUGUUUCGUUGAGGCUGUCGAUGGAGGCUUUCAGUUCUGAAUAAACUAGUAACGUUUUUGGAUGGGUGGGGGAAAUAAACAGGCAGUUUUGGUGCUACUUUCCCAGAAUAGGUCACUGUAUAUUAUUUCUGUUCCUUACUCUACUGACUUUCAUUUGAAUUAUCUAUUAUCAGAUUAUUUUUUUUAAUUUUGUUUAUUUUGCUGUUAUCUUUCUCUCACCUCGUUCUCUCUUUUCUAAGUCCAAGGAACUGUACAAACCUCACACCUCACUGUAACACUUCAUUUCCUUUAUUUUGUCCUGGGUUCUAAUAAUUAUUAUUGUUAUUAUUAUUGGUAUUGCAGCUGAGCAAUUGUGAGUUUGUGUAUAAACAUUUUCAUUUCAAAGUUGCCUUUGUUUCUUUACACUCUUGUUAGAGAAUAAAAGUUUAGACUUGUUUUAGGAA
Molecule: messenger RNA, 5829 nt
Organism: Trichomycterus rosablanca
Lineage: Eukaryota; Metazoa; Chordata; Actinopteri; Siluriformes; Trichomycteridae
Gene: kdm5c
Product: lysine demethylase 5C
Exons: 21
Coding region: 943-4854 (1303 amino acids)
Biological process (GO): regulation of DNA-templated transcription; chromatin remodeling
Cellular component (GO): chromatin; nucleus
Molecular function (GO): DNA binding; histone H3K4me/H3K4me2/H3K4me3 demethylase activity
Source: RefSeq, a predicted model, not a curated record